CUCGUUAAGCUGGUGACGUCACCUCGUCUUCACCACCGAAGUGCGCUGGGUUGGGUUGGCUUUCUCUCUCAUCCAUACGCCUGAGGGCACGAGCAGCGGGAGGGAAGCCGUCCGCCAUCCAUGGUUCUCAGCACCUUCACUGGCCCCGGCAUCGGGAUAGGUUUCGGGGUCGGCUGCGGGUUCGGCGUCGGAUGGGGGUUCGGAGGAAUGCCUCUGAAUGUGUUUGGCUUGGGCAUCGGUGGGGGAUGUGGAGUUGGUCUUGGGCUAGGAUGGGGCUUUGGCAAUGCUUAUGGUUGUCAGUAUCGAUCUUCAAGAGUCCAGUUUCAGGGCAUUGAAUUUCAGAAGAAGGCUGAAGGAGAUGAAGCACCGAAGCUUGCUGAAAAGUCUCGUCCUUAUGGCUAGUAUGCCUGUCGCCAUAUAAUUCGCAGAAGCCAUGUUCCGUGUGUCCUCCUCUGAAUUGCAAUUUAAUUACAUACCUGCAUGUUAUUUGGUAGCAAAGUUAUGCUACACUUAUUUUCUGUUCUGUUGUAACCAGAAUGAUGGUAAUGGACGGGAUUUUCAACUAGGAAAGAAUAACCCUAACUGGAGGCCUACAUGUUAUUCA
Phragmites australis (common reed) is the source of this 604-nucleotide messenger RNA. RefSeq names its product protein TRIGALACTOSYLDIACYLGLYCEROL 5, chloroplastic-like. The record is from RefSeq and is a predicted model, not a curated record. The coding region runs from base 121 to 402 and encodes 93 amino acids. The transcript has 4 exons. NCBI's taxonomy places the organism in Eukaryota, Viridiplantae, Streptophyta, Magnoliopsida, Poales, Poaceae.